AUGGCGCCCAUCCUGGCGGUGCUGGCGCUAGCGGUGCAACUGUGCCUGGCGAAGCACAAAGAUAAGCCUAAGAAGGCUCACAUUCCGAAUAUAGCGCCCUGCGGUGAAGGACUCAAGGGACUGCUGAACUACCAAUUCGACAGAGAAGAUGAGGAGGCGGUUAUAACUACGGCGGCGUAUCUGUCGAAAAACACUGUGAAGCUCUACACGGGAAACGUGAACUAUCGCACAAUCGACCUCAACGAUGCCAUAUCGCCGUUGGAGACUCUAGGCGAGAAAUGCUUUGCAAUCAGAAGCCGAGAUGCGCUUCCCAACGUGUUAUGUGCGAGCGGACUCCUGGAACGCAACAGAUGGAUCAACUCGAUAGAAGCUAGCAUGUUGUGCGCGGAAACUGGCAUAAAGUCAACUCUGCCGCUCAUACCUGGCGAGGAGAGGCUUGAGGAACUAGACAAGGAGAAACCUGCCGGGAUCAACUUGUUCAUCCACGACAGUCCUGUUGGCAGACCCGAAAUAUACAUCAACGGAAAGACGACUAAGGAGCUCGAAGACGAACGCAAUAAACAGUCCAUUGAUGCAUCUCACGUUAUUAAUGAUAUGCAAGAAUUGGGAGACCUCGACCAGCUUUUCCCCACCUUCGAAACCAACGACGGUGAACCGAUGACCGUUGCGCCAAUCGAUGAGGAAGCACUCGCUGAGGCAAGGGCAGAGGCUGGAAUGGUAGACGAUACCACACCUGAUCUGGGCUACUACAAGCAUGAACAAUCGCUUUGA
This is a messenger RNA of Babesia bigemina, 771 nucleotides long. RefSeq lists its product as hypothetical. Bases 1 to 771 code for a protein of 256 amino acids. Lineage: Eukaryota; Apicomplexa; Aconoidasida; Piroplasmida; Babesiidae. The record is from RefSeq and is a predicted model, not a curated record. The transcript has 8 exons.